This is a messenger RNA of Ixodes scapularis (black-legged tick), 3034 nucleotides long. Its product is annotated as FAD-dependent oxidoreductase domain-containing protein 2. The transcript is spliced from 9 exons. Lineage: Eukaryota; Metazoa; Arthropoda; Arachnida; Ixodida; Ixodidae. Gene Ontology annotation, molecular function: flavin adenine dinucleotide binding; monooxygenase activity. The coding region runs from base 87 to 1859 and encodes 590 amino acids. The record is from RefSeq and is a predicted model, not a curated record.
ACAACCGCAUCGCACUACUGGUCGGACUGGUCCUUCUACAUUGCGCCUGGGCUCAGGGCGAACAGCGUCGCGAAACGUCGGCCACAAUGUUGGAUUACUGCGUCAUCGGUGCCGGACCAUCUGGUCUACAAAUGGCCUACUUUCUGCAGCAAUCCAGGAGGAACUACCUGGUCUUCGAGAAGAGCAACAUGACCGGUCACUUCUUCAGCAAGUACCCGAAGCACCGGCAGCUCAUCAGCAUCAACAAGAGACACACGGGACAGCAGAACCCCGAGUUCAACCUGAGGCACGACUGGAACUCCCUGCUCAGCCAUGAACCAUCUUUGCUCUUCAAGCAUUUCUCCCAAGAUUACUACCCUCACGCAGACACCAUGCCAACGUACCUAGAGGCGUACCGGACAAAGCUGGGCCUGAAAGUUCAGUUCGACACGGAAGUGACGAACGUUCAGAAGCUGACCGAAGAAACAGCUCAGGGACACCGAUUUUCCUUUCGAGACCAGCGAGAACGGCUGUAUCUCUGCAAGGUGCUCAUAGCCGCCAACGGCAUGUCCAAGCCCAAUGUUCCAACGUUUGCGGGAAGUGACCUGACCGUCGGCUACGAGGACGUCUCGACGGACAUUGAAGACUUCGAAGCCAAGACGGUCCUGGUACUGGGCAGGGGCAACUCCGCCUUCGAGACGGCCAACCACAUUUCAUCGGCCACCAACUACGUCCAUCUAUUGGCCAGCUCACCACCGAGGUUCGCAUGGAGUACGCACUACGUAGGCGAUCUCAGGGCCAUCAACAACGACCUCUUGGACCAUUACCAGCUCAAGUCCCUAGACGGACUUCUGGAAGCGGACCUUCGAGAACUGAGGAUAGUUAGGACGCCCAGUGGGAAGAUGGCAGUUCACGUAAUCAACGACACCUACAACUACGUGCCCCCAGAGGACGAGUAUGACGCCGUGAUCCGUUGCCUCGGGUUCACCUACGACGACACCAUGUUCACGGAGUCAGCUCGGCCUGAGAGAGGAGCGGGACGCAAGCGCAAGUUUCCGCUCAUCAACAACGAUUACGAGUCGGCCAACGUCCCUGGCAUGUACUUUGUCGGCGCUGCGAGUCACUCUCUGGAUUUCCGGAAGGCUGCCGGGGGUUUCAUUCACGGCUUUCGCUACGCAGCCCGCGUCCUGCACCGGCUGCUGGAGUUCAGGUACCACGGAGUGCAGUGGCCGAGCGUCCGGAGACCGCUUGCCGAGCUCGUCGACACAUUGGUCCGCAGGAUCAACGAAGCAUCGGGCAUCUACCAGAUGCACAAUUUCCUCAGCGAAGUGGUCAUCAUUGAUCGGCGUACCAUGGAGUUUGAGAUGCUCGAGGAGUACCCACUAGGCCUCGUGACCGAGCUCGCCGAGCGGACCGGCAGAGACGGAAGCGAACUCUUCGUCGUCGUCAUGAAGUACCACCCAGACUUCUCCGGACCGCGGCUCGACACUUUUCACUCGCAGAGGUCGACGGCCGACCUCGACAAGGCGCACCUUUCCAACUUCCUCCAUCCAGUCAUCUAUUACUACAAAGACGCUUCUCAAGGCAAGAAGACGCGAGAGCUCGGGGAGGACCGAAGCCCUCCACAGCCGACGCGGGAACAUCACGUCCUCGAGGACUUCCUCACGCGCUGGACGUCAAAGCGCCUCCACGUCGAACCGCUGAGGAAGUUCUUGGAGAGCUGCCUCCAAAUGAGCCUCCGGCAACCGACAAACCAGUGCACCGGGCGCCCAAGCGGCCGGGACAACGCAUCCUCCGUGUCGCCCGGCUGUGCACCGCAGUCGCCCCGGGAAUCGCACUUCACUCACACCCACCACGCUUCCCGCGAUGUCGACAUCUAACGGUCAAUGUUCGUCAUAGCACGGAUUGGUGUAAAUAGUGACCAGAUUCUAAUGGUGUCUGCCAUCCCUAUGGUCGCUGACGGGUCGAGGGUAAAAUGGAAGCUCCUCCCACCUCCUCUCCAGCGUUCUCCCUGCUAAAGGGGGAAAAGGUGGGAGGAGCUUCAUCUGAACUCUUCACCUGUCAUCGACCAUAGCUUUAAGCAGGAAGCCAGAUAAGCUGUACUUUCUUAUUUAUGCGUUACAGAGGCUACGGCUACACAUUACAGCCGUAAAUGCAGGUCGUGUCCCUGCUGAACCAGUGUGGUAGAGUCAGUGUGAGCAUACGAUGCACCCUAGUAUUUAAUGUUAAAACAGACAGUUGGAUGCAUGAUGCCAUAGCUGAGCUACACAAACUUACAACAACCUAGCUCUGACCUGACACGUCUGUUCAAUGUUAAAAACUGUGCACGGCUUUGGAUCAGCAUGUAAUGGAGGACCUUCCACAGAGGUAUGAACAUGUGGUUGCCAGGUUCUAGUUCACAGGAUGUAGCAAAAAAUGUAGACAGCACGGUACAGAAUGUAUUUUCGGCAUUUCCGUUUGAAAGAUGAAGAAAGCUGCAGAGUUUUGUUUUGAUCAGCAGCAGAACAGGGGCCUGUUCUGCAAACCUUGAUGUUGCCAGUUGCAUUCGUAGCACUGGUAGAAUGAAAAUUUAAGUUGUUUGAAAUGACAGAUAAAUGUAAUUGUCUCAAUCCACAACAUUUCUUUUAACAAAACGUGUUGGCCAACAUGCAACCUCAGUUUUCUGCAAGGAAGAUAAUCGUCUUAGCACUCCCCUCCCCUAAGCUGCGAGGGGAGCCAGGUUGUGGCAAGGUAAAAAGUGGAGAGAAUAUGGGAAAGGAGGCAGGUAAAAGUGGCAAGUAUGAAGCAUAUGUUGGCCUUUAAGUGAGAGCUCUUUUAUUAUAGGCCCCAAAAAUGCCAAUUUAACUUUAUUGCAUUCCACAAGCACUGCCAUAUUCAAGCAUUAUAUGGUCAAGAUGGCAGUGGUCUCAAGUAGUUUUAAAGUAGCUUCGAAACAUUCACAAUGUCUUGGUGGACACUGACAGUGCCCUCCACCAUUUUUAAAUUACUUUUAUUAAAAAUAUGUUUGUGCACUUUCCGAGCAUUUGGUAAAAUAAAAUUUUGUUAAGAGUUGGCA